Sinocyclocheilus grahami is the source of this 677-nucleotide messenger RNA. RefSeq names its product protein FRA10AC1-like. The transcript has 7 exons. Lineage: Eukaryota; Metazoa; Chordata; Actinopteri; Cypriniformes; Cyprinidae. The coding region runs from base 1 to 477 and encodes 158 amino acids. The record is from RefSeq and is a predicted model, not a curated record.
AUGACGCACUUUUCCCUCGGCUCCAAUCUGGAGGAUCCCCUUGUAAACCUGCUGGAGCUAAUGGAUUUCCUGGAGGGUCAUGAGAUCCGCUGUGUCUGGAUAUGUGGAUAUUCUGUGCGAGAGCACCCUCUGGCGAACAGUCUGUGUCCAGAGUGUUCCUUUAAACUAAACCAUCAUCACAAGAGAAAGGAAGUAACAGUGAAGAAGAGACGGCGAUCAAAAGAGAACGUGGACAAGUCACUGUCAAAGACAUCCAAAUCAUCCAGAAAGCACAAGCGCAAACACAAAAAGAGGCGCAAAGAAUACUCAUCUUCAAGUUCAGAGGAGUCCCAGGGUUCAGAUAAAGAUGCAGAGGGUGGAGAAGAAGAGGAAGAGGGUCCUUCAGAGUCAGACCACUGGAGGGGUCCAGCGCCCACCGUGGAGGAGAAGUCACGGGAGGAAGAGUUUGACGAAUAUUUUGAAGACAUGUUUCUCUGAGUCGAAGGAAAGGAAGAUCCAAGAGAAUCUCAUGCCUACGGUUUUCUUUUAUAACUGUUAGCUUUGUUUUUGAGAAGUGUAGUUUGAUUACAAUUUGGUGAUUAUUAUGUACAUUUUUGUAAUAAUUUCUACUGGGUUUCAUUCAAGCAUAAAAAUGUGCAUGUGUAGGCCUUAUUCAUAAAACAUUACCACAUUUUGUG